Acipenser ruthenus (sterlet) is the source of this 3971-nucleotide messenger RNA. RefSeq names its product inversin (gene invs). The coding region runs from base 402 to 3548 and encodes 1048 amino acids. Gene Ontology annotation, cellular component: ciliary inversin compartment. The record is from RefSeq and is a predicted model, not a curated record. Gene Ontology annotation, molecular function: protein binding. The transcript is spliced from 19 exons. Lineage: Eukaryota; Metazoa; Chordata; Actinopteri; Acipenseriformes; Acipenseridae. Gene Ontology annotation, biological process: protein localization to ciliary inversin compartment.
GGAUUUGUAGUUUGAAAACCUAAGCGCCUAGGAAACUAGUCAACGUAUAAAACUACAAGCUUAUCCAGCACAUCAUGAGGCAGCCUGGUACUUGUAGUUUUUUUAAGGGUUUCGCAACCCAAGUUUUUCGUACCAUCGAAGUGGAUUGGGAUGAACUAUAGCUCCCAGAGUUCAGUGGGAACAGUACUAUUUUGAUGAUGAAAUGCCGGAAGAAUGGACAGGACGGUAAAAAACUGAGAUUUAUUUUUAUUUGUGUGAUUAGUGUGUUUACAAAUGACUCUUUUGUAAUCGACUUAGCGAAAGUGAUGGUGCAUCUCAGUUCCUUGGCAAAUUAGCAGGUCUUGAGCGAGACGUAUCUGCACAGAAAUGUCUUUUACUGGAUAAAGAACAAAGCUUGCCCGAUGGCAUCCACGGCUACAGCAAUGGCAGUCCCUGAGAGGAACGUUCCCGCCAUCAUGGCCGCCCUCCCCAGCAGCUCCUCGCUGGCAUCUCAGGUCCACGCAGCCGCAGUCAACGGAGACAGGACUGCCCUGAACAAGCUCAUUGCAGGGACCCCGGCGCUUCGGGAUGCAGAGGACCAGUUUGGCCGCACACCCCUCAUGUACUGUGUGCUGGCUGACCGGCUGGACUGCGCUGAGUCGCUGCUCAAGGCCGGAGCCAAUGUCAACAAGGCCGACCACAGCCAGAGGACCGCCCUGCACCUUGCCGCACAGAAGGGGAAUUACCGUUUCAUGAAGUUGCUCCUGGCACGGAGGGCCAACUGGAUGCAGAAAGACCUGGAGGAGAUGACUCCACUGCACCUGGCUACGCGACACAAGAACCCCAAGUGUCUGGCCCUACUGCUCAAACACAUGGCCCCGGGAGAGGUGGACACACAGGACAAGAACAAGCAAACCAGCCUUCACUGGAGUGCCUAUUACAACAAUCCCGAGCACGUGAAGCUGCUCAUCAAGCACGACUCCAACAUCGGGAUCCCCGACGUCGAGGGCAAGAUCCCCUUGCACUGGGCAGCCAACAACAAGGACCCCAGUGCUGUGCACACCGUCCACUGCAUUCUGGAAGCAGCCCCCACAGAGUCGCUGCUGAACUGGCAGGACUACGAGGGCCGGACCCCCCUGCACUUCGCUGUGGCGGAUGGGAACGAAGCUGUGGUGGACGUGCUGACCUCCUACGAGGGCUGCAACGUGACCUCCUAUGACAAUCUGUUCAGGACCCCUCUGCAUUGGGCAGCUCUGCUAGGCCAUGCUCAGAUUGUGCAUCUGCUGUUGGAGAGGAACAAGCCAGGUACCAUUCCUUCAGACAGCCAGGGUGCCACGCCUCUGCACUACGCGGCUCAGAGCAACUUUGCUGAGACAGUACGGGUGUUCCUGCAGCACCCCUCAGUGAAGGAUGACCCAGACCUAGAGGGCAGGACCGCCUUCAUGUGGGCAGCUGGGAAGGGCAGCGAUGAGGUCAUCAGGACCAUGCUGCACCUCAAGAGCGACAUCGACAUCAACAUGGCGGACAAGUAUGGUGGAACCGCGCUGCAUGCGGCUGCUCUCUCGGGUCACAUGAGCACAGUGAGUCUGCUGCUGGAGCACGGAGCACAGGUAGACUCCAUGGAUGUGAUGAAGCACACGCCGCUGUUCCGCGCCUGCGAGAUGGGACACAGGGACGUCAUCCAGACACUCAUCAAGGGUAAGGCCAGAGUGGACCUGGUAGACCAGGACGGACACUCUCCUCUGCACUGGGCUGCGCUGGGAGGGAACGCAGACGUGUGCCAGACACUGAUUGAGAAUGGCAUCAAUCCCAACAUGCAGGACCUGGCAGGCAGGACACCCUUGCAGUGCGCUGCAUACGGGGGGUACAUCAACUGCAUGGCCGUGCUCAUGGAGAACAAGGCAGACCCCAACAUCCAGGAUAAAGAGGGGAGGACAGCUCUGCACUGGUCCUGUAAUAAUGGCUACUUGGAUGCCGUCAAGCUGCUUCUGGGAUACAGCGCCUUCCCCAAUCAGAUGGAGAACAACGAGGAGAGAUACACCCCUCUGGAUUAUGCCCUGCUAGGGGAGCACCACGAGGUGAUCCACUUCAUGCUGGAGCACGGCGCCCUGUCCAUUGCAGCCAUCCAGGACAUCGCUGCCUCCAAGAUACAGGCCGUGUACAAGGGCUACAAGGUGCGCAAGGCCUUCCAGGAACGCAAGAAUCUGCUCAUGAAGCACGAGCAGCUGCGCAAGGACGCCGCCAAGAAACGAGAGGAAGAGAACAAGCGCAAGGAGGCUGAGCUGCAGAGGGGGAAGCUGAAGCGUGCGGACAGGAAGCCGAGGAUACUGCAGCUGUCAGAAAAUGAGAGGGCCAGAGCAGCUGCUGGGCAGAGCACUCACCCCCUCAGCAAGAAACCAUCACCGGCAAAACCAGAGCCAGGCCCGCCCCGCGCUGCACAGAAGCAGGGUGAGACCCAGAGGAGCAGAGAACGUGGAAGAAGGUCUGCCAAAAGCCAGGAUCAGGAAGCUAAAGAGAGAAGCACAGUCCAGCAGGAUGCCAGUACCCCUGUGGAGCUCGUGUCCAGAGACACUCCUGAAACAGGACCAACACGGAUGCCCAGCUCAUCCAGCGGGGUUUUCAGGAAAACAGCAACUCCCCCCGUAGAACCAGCCAGACCAGCAAGUAAGGGCUUAAACGGCGGGCGCCACUCCCCUGCCGGCUCCAGCAGGCCGGGCAGUGCCAAGCCGGCAUUGACAGUCAACGGACGGGCCUCUGGAGUGACCUCACGAGCCGCGAACACGACUCCAGACAGAGUGCAGCUGACCCCGCUAACCCUACGAUCACCCAAACCCCAGAGUCCAGCCACAGCCAGCCAGGAGACCCCCGGCUCUGAACACAUCCUGCCCCAGGACUCUCUUGCCUCCCAGUCAUGGCCCAGGACCCAGGCUGUGAUGUCUGCAGAGCAGCAGCACCACCCUCGCCAGCACAGUCGCGCGCCAUGGCAGGACUCCAGCAUCGAGCUGGUUCCUCUGGAGGUGCGGCUGCAGGUUGUGGAGAAGGAGAGGAUCAGGAAGGAGCUCUUCAGGAAGAAGAACAAGGCUGCUGCUGUGAUCCAGAGGGCCUGGAGGAGCUUCCAGCUGCGCAGAGAGCUGACCGUUCUACUGGGCAGGUCUGAGAGAGGGGUGGAGCAGGGAACGUGGGAGAAAGACGCAGCUGCUUUCCUUGUCCGGCUGCUCUGGGAGAAGCCCCUGCAUUGCAGCUCUCUGCUCUCGCCUUCCUCCACCCGGAACACCAAGCCCCCCACCCGGGCCAUGUCCGCCAGAACCAGCCGGCACAGCACUUCCGUGCUCAAGAGCAUCUAUGGCAGCUCCCAGAGCAGACAGAGUAAAUUGGUCAGGAACACGACUCUGAGCUCGAGAAAUCCUUCCCAGCUUCUCUUCGACCUGUCAUCCCUCAGCAGCGAGACACACUUAGGCGGCAUGCAGUACGUUCACUUGCUGGAAAACAUUGGGAAGUCAACGCAGUUCUCCUACCACAUGAGGCCAUGCACUUCAGCCAAAAGCAGCAAAUCCAAACUUAAAGAGUGAGAGGCAGUUACACACUGACUGAAACUGAAUAAGAGCAGCUUGCAUGGCAAUACUGAUUUGCUUAAAACAAGAAAACGGACUGGAACUCUUGACAGUGCGACUAGUAAGCUCACAAUAUGCAAGAGAAACACACAUGCAUACUGUAUAUUUUAAUAGAGUAAUAAUCAAGACUUUACUUUUUUUUUUUUUUUUUCUGUCCAACCCUGUAAGCUCACUGAUGAAAGUAUUAGCCAAAAUGUUUUUCUACUUGAGUUCACAUCAGUUUUACCUAAGCUCUUCCCCGGUAAAAGUAUGUAUUUAAUAUUUUAACGAAAACAUGUUUUGUUUUGUUUUUUAAAUAGAUGUGCUUGUAAAAACGUUCUGAAUGUUUACAUUGUAUAUACAAAUCACAAUUAUUUCUGAAAAUGAAAGCAUCAGCCAAAA